This is a messenger RNA of Helianthus annuus (common sunflower), 724 nucleotides long. RefSeq names its product ras-related protein RABA1g-like. Gene Ontology annotation, molecular function: GTPase activity; GTP binding. NCBI's taxonomy places the organism in Eukaryota, Viridiplantae, Streptophyta, Magnoliopsida, Asterales, Asteraceae. The transcript has 2 exons. Gene Ontology annotation, cellular component: endosome. Bases 47 to 667 code for a protein of 206 amino acids. The record is from RefSeq and is a predicted model, not a curated record.
AAACUGCAAUCCAUAAACACAAAUUCUUUCACCGAGAGAAAGGCAAAUGGGGUUGAUUGGAGACGACGAUUACGAUUACUUGUAUAAAGUAGUUCUUAUCGGUGACUCAGGUGUCGGUAAAUCUAACCUUUUGUCACGAUUUUCCAAUAACAAAUUCAGCCUUGACUUCAAGUCCACGAUCGGGGUUGAUUACGCUACUCGUAGAAUUCAACUUGGUGGCCAAAUCAUCAAGGGCCAAAUCUGGGAUUCCGCUGGACAAGAAAGAUACCGAGCCAUGACGAGCCCUUACUACCGAGGAGCACUGGGUGCAUUAAUCGUGUACGACAUCACCCGAAAAGUAACAUUUGAAAAUGUGGAGCGAUGGCUAAGGGAGCUUCGAGAUCACACGGACCAAAACAUUGUGGUAAUGCUUGCUGGCAACAAGGCUGAUCUAGCACACUUGAGAGCCGUUCCAACGGACGAAGCCAAGGCGUUUGCGGAAAGAGAGCACAUGUUUUUUAUGGAAACAUCGGCUCUCAAGGCGAUAAACGUUGAAAAAGCUUUCACCCAGUUAUUGUCGCGGAUCUAUCAGGGUAAGAGCCCAAAACCAAAGGGACAAAUGAUUAAUAUUGGAAGUAAAGAUAAUCAAGUGUCUACUGGGAAGAAAGUCUCGUGUUGCUCUACGUGAGAGUUUGAAAACCACAAUUACAAGGAAAAAGAAAACGGUGUUAUGGUUUAGGGUGAA